CAGCCAACGAUGUUGUUGCGCUGCCGUUCUGUAUGAGUGCAUUCGGGCCAUAAGGGCGACGGCCCGCACUUAAUAUUUUCUACUGUGUUAGGGAAAAAGUUUUAACGCUCUUGGCCUGUCGUCCUUCCCCGAAGCCAUGGGGAGCUUAGUGGCUACUUCUUCUAUGCCUCCUCGGUCGUCACUCCUUCCUGCUUCAUCCACCGCCGGCAGCCAAGGAGCAAAAUCUUCUUCUCGGGGGAGGCUUAGGAUUUGCGGACCCGUGGCCUACAUGGAGAGAAGCCCAAACUCAUUAUCAGGGUUCGCGAGCAAGUUAAUUGGGUCUCUGCCGAUUGUAGGCCUCCUUGCUAGAAUUGUUAAUGACGAGGGAGGUGUCGGUGACGACCUAAUAGAUUUCGCUGAGUUCCGGCGACGGGUUGGGAAGAAGUGCAGCAUUAACGAUUCUCGCGCCUUCAUCGAGUUCAAGGACCGCCGCGGUGGGGCUGGUGAUCCAUUUUAUGUCCUUUUGUGCUGUUGGUUGGCUGCUGUUGGUGCUGCGGAAGAGAUCUUGGAGGGGGUUACUAGACUUCGCAUUUCCAAUGAUAUUGAAUUUGAAGAAGAAACUUUUCUUGCUACUAUGAAAGCUGCUAAAGAGAAACGGGCUAAGCUCAAGGCUUCUAUCCCAGCAAUUCCGAUCGAGAUUCGAGUCGAAAAGGCUUUCGAAGCCAUCUAUGUCUGUUGUUUCGGCAAAGAUCCCAUCGAAGAAGAGGAUGUUCGGCUGCUCUGCAUCAUGCUUAAUGCAGUUUUCCCUUCUGUGGGGACAUCAGUGAUAGAAAGAUUGGUAAAUUCGGUGGCAAAUGAAAUAGCUGAGGGCAACAGAGCUUAUUUUUCAGAGCUGAAGCCAUUACCCAAAGAGGCUGUGGAGCGCCAAAUGAAGGAUCUCGAGUUUCUCAGGCAGAGAAGUGAGGAAUCCAGUUGACACCAUUGUUGUACAGUCUUCAUCUGUUCAUUAUUUUACUGUAUUAUGCGCUAGAAAGAGGAAAUAGAAUAUUCAUUUUCAGUUUUGCUGAUAUAUAUAUAUAUAUAUAUAAUUUAAUUUUUUAGUUUUGCUGAAAUGUUUGCAUUGAAGAUGGAUGAGUUAUUCUA
Molecule: messenger RNA, 1122 nt
Organism: Phalaenopsis equestris
Lineage: Eukaryota; Viridiplantae; Streptophyta; Magnoliopsida; Asparagales; Orchidaceae
Biological process (GO): photosystem I assembly
Source: RefSeq, a predicted model, not a curated record